Purpureocillium lilacinum is the source of this 726-nucleotide messenger RNA. RefSeq lists its product as uncharacterized. Lineage: Eukaryota; Fungi; Ascomycota; Sordariomycetes; Hypocreales; Ophiocordycipitaceae. The record is from RefSeq and is a predicted model, not a curated record.
AUGAAGGCCACUUUCUUCUCCAUCGCCGCCCUUGCGGCCACGGCCCUUGCCGCCCCCUUCCGCCCCGAGGCCCGCCAGAUCGGCGACAUCAACGCCGUUGGCGACGCCCUCGAGAUCGUCGACGGUGUUGCCGUUGAUGACCUUGGCGUUGGCGAGAUCGCCAACAACGUCAUCGACACUCCUCUCAAGCGUGCCGAUGUGGCCAACGUCGGCGAUGUCAUCAUCCUCAUCACCAGCCUUACCGAGGGCGUCACCACCCACACCGGUGCCAUCAACAAGACCCUGGCCGCCGUUCAGGGUGGCGAGCUCAGCAAGGACGACGCCGCCAAGCAGGUCACCGAGCAGCUCCGGGGCGUUCACUUCAAGCUUACCGACGUCGUUACGAAGCUCGUGGGCGCCGGCGGCCUGGACGUGAGCGACGCUGAUCUCGACAAGGUCCUCACCCUGGUCGUUGCCCUCGUCUCCGAGGUCCUCGCUACCGUCAAGGCUCUCGUCACCAUCCUCGGCAUCCGCGCCGAGCUCAUCUCUAUCCUCCACUCCGUCUUCAACAUCGUCUCCAGCCUCCUGGCCACGCUUGUGGGCCUCCUCGCCGGCCUCCUGCCCGGCCUCCUUGCCGUUCUGUCCCCUCUCCUGGCUGGCCUCGGAAACGGCCUCCUGGCCCCUCUCCUUGCCCCCAUUGUCGCCCUUCUGGCUGCCCUGAGCGCCCCUGGCGGUCUUCCCCUGUAA